UAUCUUCUUAGCAGCUCCCAUUUCGAUCGUUAUAGAGAGUUGUAACUUGUUUAAAUGAAAUGGUUACUCUUUACUACAGGCUAUAGCCAUACAAUACUCCCAGCAAUCUACCACCCAAGACAUAAUCACCCAACUUCCAAGACUAGUCUAGGUGAUCCACGGAGGAGUACGUCCGUGCAAUCUAAGUCACUCCUCUCUUUCUCAUCAUAAUAUGUACUCUAUAUAUAAGUAUUCCCUCGUUUCUCUCCCCUUAAUCCUCACUUUCUAGUCAUCAACUCCUGCACCUCCAGCGCUACUUCGCUUUCCUUCCUCUGACAAUCAUGGUACAAACUAAGAAGUUCAGAGGAGUCAGGCAACGCCAUUGGGGUUCUUGGGUAUCUGAGAUUCGCCAUCCUCUGCUGAAGAGGAGGGUUUGGCUGGGGACGUUUGAGACUGCAGAAGAGGCAGCCAGGGCAUAUGAUGAAGCAGCAGUUUUAAUGAGCGGACGAAAUGCAAAAACCAACUUCCCAGUCCAAAUGAACCAGACUGCCAAUACUGAUCAUGCCUCCUCUUCCAAUCUAUCAUCGUCAUCAUCAUCUGCUGCUCUCUCGGCGGUCCUAGGUGCAAAGCUUCGCAAGUGUUGCAAAUCACCAUCUCCUUCGCUCACUUGCCUAAGGCUUGACACCGAGAAUUCCCAUAUUGGGGUUUGGCAAAAGCGAGCCGGGGCGCGUCCAGAUUCCAAUUGGGUGAUGACUGUUGAUCUUCGCAUGAAGGCUAGUGAUCGUAGUGAUACUAGUACUAAUAACGUUAAUGAUCAUCAGCAAUGUCCAAGCUUCAAGCGGGCAAUACCCCCGGAGACCACCACCACCACCAAUACCACCACCACCACCACUUCAUCAUCAUCACACGGAGACUCCUUGGAUGAAGAGCAGAGGAUUGCACUGCAGAUGAUUGAGGAACUCCUGAACAGAAACUAAUGAAGAUCUCUUAGUAUAUGAUGUCAAUUAUAGUAAGUGUUGAUGCGUUAGUCUGUGGGGGGCUAAUAGCUGAUUCCAUGUGCAGAGCCCUGUCAUUGAUGUAUGCUUUUCUUACCACUUACCGGUCGGGGCUUACUUUUGUUGUGAUGCUUCGAGACUGGGAUGAGUUAUAGACUAUACAUAAAAAAAGUUGUUCACAAAUCUUAGAGUUGAUUUAUAUGCUGAUUUGGACUUUUAUACAGGGGAGCUGUUUUACGUUGGUUUCAAGUGACAUCAUUGUGUUGGAUUGAGAGUUGUUACUGCAAAUAUCAGAUGGUAACAAAAUGUGUAUGUUUCGUGUAUUUUCUGUGGACUGAAGAGUAGAGAGUAUAAAAUAUGGAUGCAUC
Messenger RNA from Coffea arabica (coffee), 1342 nucleotides. Its product is annotated as ethylene-responsive transcription factor WIN1. Gene Ontology annotation, biological process: regulation of DNA-templated transcription. NCBI's taxonomy places the organism in Eukaryota, Viridiplantae, Streptophyta, Magnoliopsida, Gentianales, Rubiaceae. The record is from RefSeq and is a predicted model, not a curated record. Gene Ontology annotation, molecular function: DNA-binding transcription factor activity; DNA binding.